Messenger RNA from Pipistrellus nathusii (Nathusius's pipistrelle), 531 nucleotides. Lineage: Eukaryota; Metazoa; Chordata; Mammalia; Chiroptera; Vespertilionidae. The record is from the annotation of a GenBank genome assembly.
AUGGCGUGUGCUCGUCCACUGAUAUCCGUGUACUCUGAAAAGGGGGAAACAUCUGGCAAAAAUGUCACUUUGCCUGCUGUGUUCAAGGCUCCCAUUCGGCCAGAUAUCGUGAAUUUUGUUCACACCAACUUGCGCAAAAACAAUAGACAGCCCUAUGCUGUCAGUGAAUUGGCAGGUCAUCAAACCAGUGCUGAGUCCUGGGGUACUGGCAGAGCUGUGGCUCGAAUUCCCAGAGUCCGAGGUGGUGGAACUCAUCGUUCUGGCCAGGGUGCUUUUGGAAAUAUCUGUCGUGGGGGCCGCAUGUUUGCACCAACCAAAACCUGGCGCCGUUGGCACCGCAGAGUAAACACAACACAGAAACGAUAUGCCAUCUGCUCUGCCCUCGCCGCCUCAGCCUUACCAGCGCUGGUCAUGUCUAAAGGUCACCGUAUUGAGGAAGUUCCUGAACUUCCUUUGGUGGUUGAAGAUAAAGUUGAAGGCUACAAGAAAACCAAGGAGGCUGUUUUGCUUCUUAAGAAACUUAAGGCCUAG